UGCUUGGUAAAGGUUCCUGAGCUUUGAAACCAUAGACAUUGUUCUAAAACCAGUCUUCACCAACUACAUUUGCACCAAUAACUUUCUUCUCCAUCGAUCCAAAAAUAGCUCCGUCUUAUGUGUUCUGUGUGUAAGUGUAUUACCCAAUACACGUGGAUUACAAGUUAGGCAUGUUGUAGCUUGUGGAUAUUUCUUUUACAGUUUUGCUCUCUCUCUCUCUGCGUGUGAUACUGUGAUUAAGCUGGAAUUACGGCGAGAGUUGGGUCAUCUAUCUUGUUUGCUUAAUUAAUAAAAACAAACUAUUACCAGUCCCGAAGCUCUGACCAAAGCUAAAAAGAUUCAGGAACCCGCAAAGCAUUUAAGAUAGCCAACCAGGACUCACGUUCUUACUUCGAACUUCAAUGUUGUACUAGACUACUAGUCCCCGUGAUCCAAAGCCUUGGUAAAAAACAAAUGAAGGAAUUCAGUCCUCGGAUUCUAUAAGAUCAGAGCCAGAAAGCAAAUCUCGUUGUACCAGUAGAGCUGCUGCCUCAUUCUGGUGCCUGGUUUUGCGACUGGAACAAAUGAGAAUGAAGGAGUUAAGAAACCAGUGCUGGGUCAUCUGUUUGCUUUUCAUUGUACUGUCAUGGGUGAUUGAAACCCAAGCAGCAUCACAGCGUCUCACCUGCAACAACCGCCGGAGCAAAUGCUUUCUCAAGUACGCGACCUGCCCGGCCGAGUGCCCAACUGUCGUCCCAGUGAACCCGAACGCUACAAAAGGUUGCUUCCUCGAUUGCACCGCGCCCACUUGUGAGGCUGUUUGCAGAAACCGCAAACCAAAUUGCUAUAGCCCUGGAGCUGCUUGUUUUGAUCCCCGUUUCAUUGGCGGAGAUGGCAUUGUAUUCUAUUUCCAUGGCAAGAGCAAUGAACAUUUCAGUUUAGUCUCUGACCCCAACCUUCAGAUCAAUGCUCGGUUCAUUGGCCUCCGACCUGCUGGAAGAACCAGAGACUUUACAUGGAUACAAGCCUUGGGGAUCAUGUUUGACUCUCACACGUUCACUCUUGAAGCCACACGGGCGGCAAGGUGGGAUGACGAGGUUGACCAUUUCCGCUUCUCCUUCGAUGAAAAACCCCUAAUCCUACCAGAAGGCCAUCUCUCUGAAUGGAAAUCAGCAGAGAAAGAUCUUAAAGUGGAAAGGACAUCUAACAAGAACAGUGUGAGAGUCACCCUCCCAGAAAUUGCAGAGAUUUCUGUCAAUGUGGUUCCAGUUACCAAGCAAGAUGACAAAGUCCACAAUUACCAAAUACCUUCUGAUGACUGUUUUGCCCAUUUGGAAGUACAGUUCAGAUUCCUUGGUCUCUCCCCAGAAGUUGAAGGUGUUCUAGGACGAACUUACAGACCUGAUUUCCAAAAUCCAGCAAAGCCAGGUGUGGCAAUGCCUGUAGUUGGAGGUGAGGAUAAGUACAGGACCACAUCGCUACUUUCCUCUGACUGUGCUUCUUGUGUGUUCUCUCCAGCUGGGGUUACAACCAAGGAAAGCCUACUAGUAAUGGACUAUGACCUAUUGGAUUGCACCAGAGGGGUAAGCAGCGGAAGUGGGAUAGUUUGCAGGAAAUGAGUUCAUCAUAGGAAUAACUGAAAGGUAGCUGUAGGAAAAUAAGAUGAUUUCUGUUUUGUUCCACUUGAUUUAACUUCAAUUUCAUUCAAAUUAUGUACUCGGUGUUAAGCCAUUUCAAGGAAACCAUGUUCUAAAACUAAUUUUAGAAAAAAGAAAAAAAAAAAACAUCUGAAGCUAAGCUUCUCCAGUACCAA
Nelumbo nucifera (sacred lotus) is the source of this 1792-nucleotide messenger RNA. RefSeq lists its product as uncharacterized. The record is from RefSeq and is a predicted model, not a curated record. NCBI's taxonomy places the organism in Eukaryota, Viridiplantae, Streptophyta, Magnoliopsida, Proteales, Nelumbonaceae.